AUGGCCUCCAACCCCACAUUCUACACCUACGCUUCCCCUCGCGAGGGGUACGAAGACGCUCCCCCUUUGCCAGACGACCUCAAUGAAGAUGGCAAGAGCUUCAAGAACCCUCCACGGGAGGGCCUUAGUAAGGCUUACGAGGCAUUUCCGGCGCCAUUGGAUAACGGACGCAGAGGAGGCUUGUUCGUGACUUCUCAGCUUUCUCAGAGGAAACCUGGGUACUAA
Molecule: messenger RNA, 225 nt
Organism: Colletotrichum spaethianum
Lineage: Eukaryota; Fungi; Ascomycota; Sordariomycetes; Glomerellales; Glomerellaceae
Product: putative protein 21
Exons: 1
Coding region: 1-225 (74 amino acids)
Source: RefSeq, a predicted model, not a curated record